Hippocampus comes (tiger tail seahorse) is the source of this 2026-nucleotide messenger RNA. RefSeq names its product solute carrier family 7 member 10a (gene slc7a10a). Bases 119 to 1609 code for a protein of 496 amino acids. The transcript is spliced from 11 exons. Gene Ontology annotation, cellular component: membrane. NCBI's taxonomy places the organism in Eukaryota, Metazoa, Chordata, Actinopteri, Syngnathiformes, Syngnathidae. Gene Ontology annotation, molecular function: neutral L-amino acid transmembrane transporter activity; L-amino acid transmembrane transporter activity. The record is from RefSeq and is a predicted model, not a curated record. Gene Ontology annotation, biological process: D-serine transmembrane transport; D-alanine transmembrane transport.
UGUAUCGUAUUAAUAAAGGCUGUGCCCCGCCACAGGCUCGGGAACGCUCCUCUCUCCGACGCGAUUGGAAGUCGACACUCUCGGGGCCCCCGCUGGACGUGGAGCGGCACCAGAGACGAUGGCGGACGAGGCGAAGAGGAAGAAGAAGGACAAAAAUAAGGACGAUAGGGUGACAUUGAAGAAGGAAAUCGGACUUUUGAGCGCGUGCGCCAUCAUCAUCGGCAAUAUUAUUGGCUCGGGCAUCUUCGUGUCCCCCAAAGGCGUCUUGGAGCAUGCCGGCUCCGUGGGACUGUCGCUCAUCGUGUGGGUGUGUGGAGGCGGGAUCUGCGUGCUGGGUUCCAUGUGCUACGCCGAGCUGGGCGUGACCAUCCCCAAGUCGGGAGGAGACUACUCCUACGUGACGGAGAUCUUUGGCGGGCUCAUCGGCUUUCUGUUGCUCUGGAGCGCCGUGCUGAUCAUGUAUCCGACCACGCUGGCCGUCAUCGCGCUCACCUUUGCCAACUACGUGCUGCAGCCCGCCUUCCAGAACUGCCUGCCGCCGUAUGCCGCCACCAGGCUGCUGGCCACCACCUGUGUCUUGUUCUUGACCUGGGUGAACUGCUCUAGUGUGCGCUGGGCCACCCGGAUCCAGGAUGUGUUCACGGUGGGCAAACUGCUGGCUCUGGGCCUCAUCAUCAUUGUGGGACUGGUUCAAAUCGGCCGAGGCUACUACGACGCUCUGGUGCCCAGUGUGGCCUUCGAGUUCAGUCAGGAACCAUCUGUCGGUCAGGUCGCACUGGCCUUUCUGCAAGCGUCCUUCGCUUACAGCGGCUGGAACUUCCUCAACUAUGUCACUGAGGAGGUGGUCGAGCCACGCAAGAACCUGCCCCGGGCUAUCUACAUCUCCAUCCCCUUGGUGACGCUGGUGUACACAAUGACCAACAUCGCCUACUUCACCUCCAUGAGCCCCGAGGAGCUGCUGGCGUCCAAUGCCGUGGCGGUGACGUUUGGUGAAAAGCUGCUGGGCAUGUUCUCUUGGGUGAUGCCCAUUUCCGUGGCCCUGUCCACUUUUGGGGGUAUCAACGGCUAUCUCUUUACCUCCUCCAGGUUAUGUUUCUCAGGGGCCAGGGAGGGUCACCUACCUUACUUGCUGGCCAUGAUCCACCUUAAGAACUGCACCCCCAUUCCGGCCCUGAUGGUCUGCUGCUUCGCCACCAUCGUCAUCCUGUGCAUCGGUGAGACGCACAAUCUGAUCAAUUACGUGUCCUUCAUCAAUUAUCUGUCGUACGGCGUCACCAUCGCUGGCCUGCUCUACCUCCGCAAGAAGAGUCCAAACCUGGUGCGACCAAUCAAGGUGAACCUGCUGAUCCCCAUCGCUUACAUGCUGUUCUGGGUGGUGUUGCUGUGCUUCAGCCUGUACUCUGAGCCAGUGGUGUGCGGCCUGGGCAUGGUCAUCAUGCUCACCGGCGUGCCCGUCUACUUUGUGGGCGUCUGGUGGAAGAACAAACCCAAGUGGAUUUACAAAUUCACAGAGAAACUGACCUACAUGGGCCAGAAGGUGUGUUACGUGAUGUUCCCUCAGGAGGACCCCGAAGCCGAAGCUCUCACGUCAUCCAAAAAUACAGACUGAGCCUUUGUCGCCACCUGAUUGGCGAAUUCACAAAUACACUCUUGUUGAAAUGUGACUUCAAGCACACACACACACACACACACACACACACACACACACACACACGCACACACACACACACACACACACACACACACACACACACACACACACACACAAACACACACACACACAAUUUAAGGGUAUGGUGCCACCCACAGGUUAAAACGUGCACCUGCGGACCUCAAUCUUGUAUCACAUCGAGCACUUCCUGUUUUUCUGACGCACAAGAGCGCCCCCCAAUGGAUGGGAUGCUGACCGUAAUUUUUUACAAUCAUUUUUCUAUGCAAUUUGGCCGUUUGUGUCGACACUAAAACAGCUUUUAACUCAUCGAAAACAGAUUCAAGACAACGUGAAGACUUUAUGAAACUUUUUUUU